UAUAUUUUAUAUUUUUAGAAAUUGUUCCCAUCUUCAAUGACUCUCUUUUCUACCACUGGUCCAAUAAAAUUUAACAAUAAAAUAAUGUCAUUUUCUGCACUACCCUUUACUAUUACCAAAAACAAUUGUUACAAUAUUUCCCUUCCUAGAAAUUUUGAUAUACAUGGCAAUUCUCUUUCUUCUUCAUUUUCAUGUCAAAACUCAAUUCAUGGAAAUUUAUAUUCUUUAAAGAAGAGAGGCUUAUCCUUGAAUGCAUUUGAUGCUAAAAACUCAGAACCAAUUGAAGAAGAUAAUGAUAAGGCAUUAGAUGCAGUUAUGAAACUUUACUCUGCCUUCAAGAAUAAAAACACACAAGAAUUGUCUGAAAUACUUGCUGAUGAAUGCAAAUGUGUGUGCAAGUUCCUUUCAUUCUUUCAAGCCUUCCAAGGAAAAACGCAAGUGUUGGAAUUCUUCUCUCAUUUGAUAAGUUUAUUUGGUGACAAUAUUCAAAUUGUGGUGAAACCCACUUUGCAUGAUGGCAUGAAUGUUGGGGUCCAUUGGAAAUUUGAGUGGAACAAUAUACACGUUCCUUUAGGAAAAGGUUUCAGCUUCCACAUUUGCCAAACUUACCGUGGAAAGGCAGUUAUAAAGAAUAUUGAGAUGUUUAUGGAGCCAUUGCUCUACUUGGAACCCUUCAAAAUGCAAAUAAUUGCAAGCCUUUCAGAGAUCGUGAAGAUAAUCUCAUUUACGGGGUUAUCUGGAAAUAACUCGGAAAAGGCAAAAAGAAUUUUAGGCACUGUGUUUGCUGUGUUAACUCUGGUUGCCUUGUUAUUAUUCUUUAUGAAACUAGCUUUAUAGAAAACCUUGUUGUAGCAGUAAUAAUUUCCGUUGUAAAUAAUGUUAUGGUCAGUUAGUUUAUA
Molecule: messenger RNA, 899 nt
Organism: Cicer arietinum (chickpea)
Lineage: Eukaryota; Viridiplantae; Streptophyta; Magnoliopsida; Fabales; Fabaceae
Source: RefSeq, a predicted model, not a curated record